This is a messenger RNA of Pristis pectinata (smalltooth sawfish), 3231 nucleotides long. It is a transcript of the gene ppp2r5a, whose product is annotated as protein phosphatase 2, regulatory subunit B', alpha isoform. The record is from RefSeq and is a predicted model, not a curated record. The coding region runs from base 619 to 2070 and encodes 483 amino acids. Gene Ontology annotation, cellular component: protein phosphatase type 2A complex; cytosol; nucleus. Gene Ontology annotation, molecular function: protein phosphatase activator activity. The transcript has 13 exons. Lineage: Eukaryota; Metazoa; Chordata; Chondrichthyes; Rhinopristiformes; Pristidae. Gene Ontology annotation, biological process: protein dephosphorylation; signal transduction.
GAGAUUGGUUGGUCGCAGCGCGAUUGGAGUGUGUUUUGGAGCGCGCGCGAGGGAGGAGGCGACAGUUGGUGGCUCCUUUUUUUUUUGUUUUUUUUAUUAUUAUAUAAUUUAAAAAAAGGAUAAUUGAAAUCACUGUUGACCUUCAGGGGAUUCGGUCCGUCGAAGGGGCGGAAGGAAAAAAAAGAAACUGUUGCCCGUUUUCCUCUGGAGAAGCGAGGGCGGGAGGCGGCUGUGGUUGCGCCCGUUGAUGGACAGGCAGGAGACGGGCUGCGAGUGAAGGCGACGGGGGCAGGUCGCGGGGAAUGACAGCGCACUAGCCGGCUCCGUGGGGAUCGUCAGCUGGAGACGGCCGCCAGCCACUCCCAGGGGAGGGGGGGGGGAGCGGAGCAGGCCCCGGGGGGGCUGGGGAAGGAGCUCCGGCCCUCGCCGCCGACGUUAACUUCUGUACAUUAUUAGCUCGCACCGUGUUUUAUUUUUGCCUCCCUUCCCGUGGGUCACUUGUUUUAUCGGACCUGGUUCACACACGCACGGCCGAUCGUCCCCCCUCCACCACCACCUUCCCCAAACCCCCCCUCCACUCCUCCUCCUGUCGCUGUGGUGGCUGGUCUCUAGAAGAAGAUGUCGGCAGCAGCGGCCGUGGUGACAGCGGCGGAAAAAGUGGAUGGGUUCACCAGGAAAUCCGUGCGGAAGGCGGCCAGGCAGAAACGAUCGCAGGGAUCGUCGCAGUUCAGGAGUCGAAGCAGCCCGGUGGAGAUCCAGCUUCUCCCGCCCCUCAAAGAUGCUCCAAAUGCUGAACAGCAUGAUCUCUUCUGUCAGAAACUACAGCAAUGCUGUGUUAUUUUUGAUUUCAUGGACUCAGUUACAGACCUAAAGAGCAAAGAGGUCAAAAGGGCAACACUGAAUGAAUUGGUGGAUUUCCUCACAUCCAAUAGAGGUGUGCUUCUUGAACCAGUCUAUCCUGAAAUAGUGAGAAUGAUUACCUGUAAUAUUUUCAGAACUCUUCCUCCCAGUGAUAAUCCAGACUUUGAUCCAGAAGAAGAUGAACCAUCCUUAGAAGCAGCAUGGCCUCACAUGCAGCUUGUGUAUGAAUUUUUCUUGCGGUUUCUGGAGUGUCCAGACUUCCAGCCUAGUAUUGCAAAAAGGUUCAUUGAUCAGAAAUUUGUACUUCAGCUUUUGGACUUAUUUGAUAGUGAGGACCCACGUGAGCGUGAUUUUUUGAAAACGGUUCUGCAUCGUAUUUAUGGAAAAUUCCUUGGACUUCGAGCAUUCAUCAGGAAACAGAUCAAUAACAUUUUUCUACGGUUUAUAUAUGAAACUGAUCACUUUAAUGGAGUUGCGGAACUGCUGGAGAUAUUAGGAAGUAUUAUUAAUGGGUUUGCACUGCCACUGAAAGCAGAACAUAAACAAUUUCUUAUGAAGGUGCUUAUUCCCCUUCACACUGCUAAAGGCUUAGCUCUAUUUCAUGCACAGUUGGCUUAUUGUGUGGUACAAUUCUUGGAAAAAGAUGCAACUCUUACAGAACCAGUCAUUAGAGGAUUACUAAAAUUCUGGCCAAAAACUGUAAGUCAAAAAGAGGUUAUGUUUUUGGGUGAAAUAGAAGAAAUUUUGGAUGUGAUAGAACCUUCUCAGUUCAAAAAGAUCCAAGAACCUUUAUUCAAGCAAAUAGCCAAGUGUGUGUCAAAUCCACACUUCCAGGUUGCAGAAAGAGCUUUGUAUUUCUGGAAUAAUGAAUACAUUCUUAGCUUAAUUGAGGAUAACUCUGAGAAAAUUCUACCAAUUAUGUUUGGUAGUUUAUACAGAAUCUCCAAGGAACACUGGAACACAACCAUUGUAGCACUUGUUUACAACGUACUAAAAACUUUAAUGGAGAUGAAUGGGGCACUGUUUGAUGAACUUACAGCAUCAUAUAAAGCAGAAAGACAGCGUGAAAAGAAGAAGGAACAGGAGCGUGAGGAACUUUGGAAAAAUCUUGAAGAGUUGCGGCUCCAAAGGAGUCAAACGCUUUCUGAAGUACAGAGUGAUACCCACAAUACGCAAAAUGCUCAAGACAAUAAAUCAAGUGCCAAAUGACCAGUAUCGACAAUUGACUUAAGAGUUACAGAUGAGGAGUGAUGGGGUAUUUCAUACAUAUUUUGGAAUACGUGUGGAUAAAAUACAUACACAAGACAAAUCUUCAGCAGUAUACUUCCAAAAAUGACCAGCUUUUUUGAUGAGCUGUAAACUAUGUUAAAAGGAAAAGAUAUGAACUUUGAACAUUACUGUGUGACCACAAUAUUUGUAACUUUGAUCAUGAAUUUAUUAUGUCACUUUUUAGAAUUCUCAGAGAAUAAAUGAAUUUAUCAUUUGUGGCCAGAGUGAAAAUAAUUGGUGGAAUUAUGACUUGAAAAAAAUAAUUUUUUGAUUGUGCUGCACAUAGAAAAUUAGUCAGCUAUUUAAAUAUAGAUUUUUCCUAUUUUAUAUGUGCUUCUCACAAUGCUACAGACCUUGAGUGACCUGAAAAGGAGCGAGUUAUGCCUACAGAAAAAACAUUAGAAAUUCAAGCAUAAAAUAUUGUACGUUUUUCUUCAACUAAUCAUUCUGAUGUUAUGUCAGAGAACCAUUCCAUUCUGUAAAUCUUUGGCAGUGUGAAGCUCUUUUGUAAUGAGACACCUUAUUUGGGGUUCUGAGCAACAUUCAAUAAAGUCUACAUAAUAUUUGUAUUUGGAUUUCAACAUUUUUAGCUUUUCUAUUUUACAAAGAUAUACAGUUUCUGAUGGAGUUCUGUGAAUCUCAGCUGGAUAUCUUGAAUGAUAUAGGUUAAGUAUCCAUUCCUCGACUUUUGUUUGUUGAAAGGAACAGUAUUUCAGUUUAUCAUCCUUUUGGGAUGAGGUUGCAUAUCAGUAGCACAAGUAAUUGAAGACUGACUCGAAUGUAAAUGUUCUAGGAAGUGAAAAUCAGGGAUUCUUCUAUCAAAUUGGAUUACAGGGUACAUUUUGUUUUAAGAGCAGAGUACAAUGAAGAUUACUGAAUCUCCAGCUAGCUCUACUUAAGCAUGUACUAUACAUAUGUUUAUAUUAUGGAUGUAUCAUUCUUGGGCCAUGUAGGUAUUAGAAGCAAUUUUGAUCUUAGAUAAUUUAUUUAUAUGCUAGGAAUUGUUUAGUUUCUGUGUCAAACGCAAUCCACAAAAAUGUUGGUCCCCUGUACUGAAUCAGUUUUGUGAUGAUAUACUCUAAGCUAGAGAACAUUUACAGC